AUGAAGGACUGUGAUCCCACAACAAGGUCUGAUGACUGGAAGGCGUCCCUCGAACUUCCUGAAAAGGACAAUAGGAUUAAAACAGCAGAUGUCGCUUCAACAAAAGGCCUUAACUUUGAGGAUUUCUGCCUUAAACGUGACCUGCUCAAAGGAAUAUACGAAAAAGGUUGGGAAAACCCCUCGCCUGUCCAGGAAUCCAGCAUACCGAUAGCCCUUACUCACAGGGACAUCUAUGCACGUGCGAAGAAUGGGACUGGGAAAACCGGAGCUUACUCUAUUCCCAUUCUGGAAUCCAUUGAUACAUCGCUCGGUAAAAUACAGGCCUGCAUACUGGUGCCCACUCGCGAGUUAGCCCUCCAGACGAGUCAAAUAUGCAUUGAGUUGUCCAAACAUAUGGACGUGAAGACUAUGCUCGUUAUUGGAGGCACUUUUCUAAAGGACGACCUUAUUCGCCUGAGCCAAACUGUACAUAUUGUCAUCGGCACCCCCGGGCGUCUAGUUGAUCUCAUGAACAGAGGUUUCAUCGACUUCAGCCACUGCAAGAUAGUAGUCCUGGAUGAGGCGGACAAACUGCUGUCGGAAGAGUUAAAGUACGGUGUUGAACAGUUACUCGACAAAGUGAACGAGAAGCGACAACUCAUGGUUUAUUCGGCGACUUACCCCGUUGCUGUCCAGUCCUUCAUCACUAAACACCUUCGCAACCCUUACGAGAUUAACCUAAUGGAGCAGUUGACUCUUCGGGGUAUAACCGAGUACUAUGCUUACGUUCAGGAAAAGCACAAGGUAUGGUCAAUACUUCACGCUAACCUUUCAGGUUCACUGUCUAAACACCUUGUUUUCAAAGCUUCAAAUUUGCCAGUCCAUCAUAUUCUGUAGUUCCGCACAACGCGUUGAGCUACUUGCCAAAAAAAUCACUCAGCUGGGCUAUUCUUGUUACUACAUCCACUCAAGGAUGACACAACAGGAUCGAAUUCGCGUCUUUCACGACUUCCGCAACGGCAGCUGCAGGAACCUUGUGUGCACUGAUCUCCUUACCCGCGGUAUCGAUAUACCGACGGUGAAUGUUGUGAUUAAUUUCGACUUUCCGAAAUAUGCUGAGACCUAUCUACAUCGUAUUGGCCGUUCCGGACGUUUUGGUCAUUUGGGUAUCGCCAUCAAUUUAGUUACUUUCCAAGACAGGUAGGCAAGAUUUGAUUUCUUUGCAUUCCUUUCUCAGAUACGCCCUUAAGAACAUCGAAAGAGAACUACGCACGGAAAUCAAACCAAUUCCAAAAGAGAUUGAUAAGAGGCUAUAUGUUGCUGAAUACCAGAACGAAGCCAAUCUGGAUGCGGCAACGAGGGACGCUCUGUACCAAGGCGUUGGACUUCAGCCAUUAGAAACAGUAAAUAAUGGGACACAAUGA
Molecule: messenger RNA, 1403 nt
Organism: Spirometra erinaceieuropaei
Lineage: Eukaryota; Metazoa; Platyhelminthes; Cestoda; Diphyllobothriidea; Diphyllobothriidae
Source: the annotation of a GenBank genome assembly